AUCGCCGGUCCGCUGUGUCCCUCGGACACAGCGGAUCACGGAAAGAGCCGAAGAUGUCGGCUCGGUCAUGUGAUCAGCUGUUUCCAAUCACAGCUGAUCACAUGGGACAUGUACACUGAUCAUCACUGAUGAUCAGUGUGCCCUGAUGAUCAGUGUGGCCCCAGAAGUGCCACCUGUCAGUGCUCAUCAGUGCCAGCAGUCAGUGCCCAUCAGUGCCACGUGCCAGUGCCCAUCAGUGCCACAUCCAUGUAUACCAGUGUACAUCAAUGCCAUAUAUCAGUGCCCAUCUGAGCUGCCUUUCAAUGUCACCCAUCAGUGCCAGUCAGUGCUGCCAAUCAGUGCCACCUAUCAGUGCUGCCAGUCAGUGCCGCCUAUCAGG
Molecule: messenger RNA, 379 nt
Organism: Staurois parvus
Lineage: Eukaryota; Metazoa; Chordata; Amphibia; Anura; Ranidae
Source: the annotation of a GenBank genome assembly